ACCGCGCAGCUGGCCAGCUUUGAAACUGGGCACGGCGAUAUGGUGCAUGACGCCGCCUUUGACUAUUACGGGAAGCGGUUGGCCACCUGCUCCAGCGACCGCAGCAUCAAGGUGUUUGAGGUUGCGGGAGAGCAGGUGACCCACCUGGCCGACCUGAACGGCCAUGAGGGCCCCGUGUGGCAGGUGUCCUGGGCGCACCCCAAGUUUGGCAGCCUGCUGGCCUCGUGCAGCUUCGACAACCGGGUGGUGGUGUGGAAGGAGGUGUCGGACAAUGUGUGGCAGCAGGUGUACCAGUCGCCGCUGCACACCGCCAGCGUCAACUCCCUCUGCUGGGCGCCGUACGAGCUGGGGCUGUCGCUGGCUGCGGCCUCCUCCGACGGCGCCGUCUCGGUACUCACAUACCAGCCAGACGGCACCUGGCACGCAGACAAGAUGGAUGGUGCACACCCCAUCGGCUGCACCGCGGUCUCCUGGUCGCCCGCCGCACCCAAGGGCUCGCUCGUCUCCUCCAAGGCCCCCGGCCAGCCCGUGCGGCGCCUGGCCUCCGCCGGCUGCGACAACUGCGUUCGGGUGUGGAUGUAUGCGGAGCAGGCGCGGCAAUGGCGGCAGGACGGCGCCACCCUCACGGGCCACACAGACUGGGUGCGUGACGUGGCGUGGGCCCCGAACUUUGGGCUGCCCAUGAACACCAUCGCCAGCGCGGGGCAGGAUGGCAAGGUGUUCAUCUGGACCGAGCGGCAGGAAGGCGGCUGGGAGCGGCACCUGCUUCACGACUUUGGCGCCGCGGUGUGGCGCGUCAGCUGGUCGGUCAGCGGCAACAUCCUCUCCGUGUCCGACGCCAACAACGCGGUCACGCUGUGGAAGGAGGCGGCGGACGGCCAGUGGCAGCAGAUCACGCAGUAGGAGGCGGCUCGGCUUCGGCGGUAGCAGGUGGCAGCGGAGCCCAGGCCUGAGCUACCGGCCGCUCCUUCCAGCUUGGUUUGCAUUGUUGCCUUGCGCCACGGCUUCACCAGCUGUCUGAAUGACAUGUUGGCCCGAAUGAAAGAAUGUUGGGGUC
Chlorella variabilis is the source of this 1057-nucleotide messenger RNA. RefSeq lists its product as hypothetical. The coding region runs from base 40 to 903 and encodes 287 amino acids. The record is from RefSeq and is a predicted model, not a curated record. NCBI's taxonomy places the organism in Eukaryota, Viridiplantae, Chlorophyta, Trebouxiophyceae, Chlorellales, Chlorellaceae. Gene Ontology annotation, biological process: COPII-coated vesicle budding; protein import into nucleus. The transcript is spliced from 5 exons. Gene Ontology annotation, cellular component: COPII vesicle coat; nuclear pore outer ring. Gene Ontology annotation, molecular function: protein binding; structural molecule activity.